Messenger RNA from Lodderomyces elongisporus, 1110 nucleotides. RefSeq names its product MDR family NADP-dependent oxidoreductase. The record is from RefSeq and is a predicted model, not a curated record. Bases 1 to 1110 code for a protein of 369 amino acids. Gene Ontology annotation, molecular function: oxidoreductase activity, acting on the CH-CH group of donors, NAD or NADP as acceptor. Lineage: Eukaryota; Fungi; Ascomycota; Pichiomycetes; Serinales; Debaryomycetaceae. The transcript has a single exon.
AUGUCAACUACUAUUCCUAAAUUAGCUACUCAAGUUGUUCUCCAUCAACCACCCACAGGGUUCAUUCGUUCUGGUUUUGGUCAACCUGAUUCAACAUUUGCAAUCCAUGAGACUGAGAUUCCCGGGUUGCAGAAUGGACAACUUUUGAUAGAAAUAUUGUUGAUCUCAAAUGAUCCAACACAAAGGGGUUGGAUCAGAAGUAAACAUAGUGGAAUUAGGCAUUACGCUCCAGCCAUUGAGGUUGGCGCCCCUAUGGAGUCGUACGCUUUGGGAAAGGUAAUUGAGAGUAAGUCUGAAAAGUAUCAACAGGGUGACAUUGUGACGGGUAAAUUCUACUGGGCUGAUUUUGCUAUUGUUGAAGAAAAUAGGGUAUUUAACAAAACACAACCUGAUUUAAAAGUUCCACUAGAAUACUAUCUUUCGAUAUUGGGAAUGACGUCUUGGACAGCAUUACUUGGGCUUACCGAAGCUGGUGGUUUAAAGAAAUACUUGACGGAGAAGCCUCAAAAAUUAGUAGUGUUGGUUAGUGCUGCAUCCGGAGCCACGGGUUCAGUUGUUGUCCAGGUUGCAAAACACUUGUUGGGUGCUACCAAGGUUAUUGGUAUUACAGGUUCUGAUGAAAAAUGUCAAUGGGUAAACAGUUUAGGAGCAGAUUUCAGCGUAAAUUACAAAGACUCCAAUUAUCAAGAGAAGCUUGAUAAGUAUUUGGGAGAUGAAUUGGUUGAUGUUUAUUUCGAUAAUGUGGGCGGCCUGAUCUUGAACUAUGCUUUAACAAAGAUGGCUAAAUACGGAACUGUUAUUUCUUGUGGCUCUAUUGCAACUUACAAUGGUGCCGAACAAGCAAAUGUCAGCAACUGGCGUGAAAUUACAGUGAACUCCUUAACUGUGAAAGGGUUUAUUGUUACUGACUAUUAUGCCCAAAUUCCAGAAGCGGUGCAAAUUCUCACAAAAGCAGUGAAGGAAGGUAAACUCAGAACAAAAGAUGCAUACCAUGUAGAAACCUUGUCAGGGAAUGAUUUGUCAGCAAGGUUGGAGCAAAUUCCAAAGAUCUGGGAUCAAUUGUUUUCGGGAGAAAAGCCAAACGGGAAAUUGCUCACAAAACUCAAGUGA